UUUUUCAGAAAAACUCAGCACUCUCUCUCUUUCUCUCUCUCUCUCUCUCUUUCUCUCUCUCAUGAGCUCAUCAUGAGCUCCGACCUAUCUUGGGACAGCCACGUCUCUCAUAUCUCUAAGAAGAAAUUCAAUAAUACUGUUGAUGGAACUCUGUCGGCAAAUCUGAAAUGCGCAACAAUACCGAGUGUAGAUCACGAACUAUGCCAGAAAUAUUAUAUAAGCAGAAAUUAUUCAGUGACACCUCGGAUGGCAUGUUACGGAUUUAAAGAGGGAGGCGUAGACGCUUGUCAAGGUGAUUCUGGUGGACCAAUAGAGCGUAAUAAUAUUCUCCUCGGUAUAACUUCAUGGGGAGAUAAUUGUGCUAAAGAGUAUUCGCCUGGUGCAUACACAGAUGUCAUAUUAUUUCGAUAUUGGAUUAAAAUGGAAACCGGAAUGGAAAUUUCUGCGCAUUUUUCAAGAAAUUUAUUAUUAUAACAACGAAUUUACCAGCAAAAAUUGCGAAUUUUCCGGAUUAUAUUACAAUGGAAGAGCAAGAACCCAGUUGCGUGAGCCAUCAAGAAGUUUUGAGUUAUUUAAAAGAUUAUGCUCAACAUUUUGAUGUGCAUCGAUAUAUUGAAAUAAUUGCACUAUAUAUCUGAAUAACCGCGAUUGCGCAAAAUAUGAAAAAUAGGCAAUAAUUUGAAAAAUAUGAGCGCUCGCAAUUUAAUGCGACCUUAUCUUACGUCAUGCGUAAGCAGUCCUGUAGUGUUUUUGGCCAGAUUGGACUUACCUAUUGCAUAGCCAUCCAUUCUGGUUGUAUAUCAGCCAGAGAACAAAAAGAAAUCAAGCUCCUUCGAUAUCGGCUGAUUAAAAGCCGACGAUUAUAACGUUACGGUCGAUUAGAAAUCGUUACGAUCGUUAAUAAAAGCGCGUUAAUUAUAUCAAAAAAGAUAAAUAAUCACGUUUAUCAAUAAAAUAUUAAUUAAAUU
Molecule: messenger RNA, 968 nt
Organism: Temnothorax curvispinosus
Lineage: Eukaryota; Metazoa; Arthropoda; Insecta; Hymenoptera; Formicidae
Product: trypsin 5G1-like
Exons: 4
Coding region: 73-474 (133 amino acids)
Biological process (GO): proteolysis
Molecular function (GO): serine-type endopeptidase activity
Source: RefSeq, a predicted model, not a curated record